Messenger RNA from Cadophora gregata, 396 nucleotides. RefSeq lists its product as uncharacterized. The transcript has a single exon. The record is from RefSeq and is a predicted model, not a curated record. The coding region runs from base 1 to 396 and encodes 131 amino acids. Lineage: Eukaryota; Fungi; Ascomycota; Leotiomycetes; Helotiales; Ploettnerulaceae.
AUGCAGUCCCCCCCUCGAGCCCAAAAUAGAAUUAUGCACGUCAGGAACUUAGGUAUUGAUUCACCAAUCAACAUAUCCAAUCCUCUCCCCGAAUUUCGCCUCCUCAACACUCUUCUCCUCUUAAAAUCUAUCCCACCCACACCGACACAACAAGCCACAACCAGGUUUACACCUGGGGAUUGGAAGUACCAAUCUAAUCAAGCAGUUCUUACACGGGAUGUUCGAGGAGGCGAACCAUACGAGAACCUGGUGGGUGCUCCAUGUGAUGCGGAGAUCGGCUUUGCAUAUCACAUCUACGACGUUGAAAGGCAAGAGUGUUGUUCUUUGGGACACGAUGAGGCGCAGACGUGGUAUCGAACCAUACAGAGGAGAGCAGUCGGGUAUCAAACUAUCUGA